This is a messenger RNA of Miscanthus lutarioriparius, 576 nucleotides long. The record is from the annotation of a GenBank genome assembly. NCBI's taxonomy places the organism in Eukaryota, Viridiplantae, Streptophyta, Magnoliopsida, Poales, Poaceae.
AUGUUGGCGAAGACACUUUGCCUUCUUCCCCAGCUAUUCCUGCUUCUUCUCCUGUUAUUCUUGAUACUGGCGGUGCUGCUGAUGGAACUGCUACUGCUAAGAGCAAAUGGAAGAAGUUGCAUGUCAACUUUGAAAUGGGUGUUUCCACAGACUUCGUUUGUUUUUGUUGAGGAAUUUUUUCUUGCUCCUUCAUCUCAUGAGGAGACAACUGUUGAUAUUGAGAAGAUGAAGGAUGUGGCUCAGGAGCCUGCUACUCCUGCUACUCAAGCCUUAGAAACAAUUCCUGGUGGAGUUGACCCUGAGGCAUACAAGAGGUGCAUAGAGUACUGCCAAGCUCAAGGUGUGAAUUUAGAUACUUUUAAAUUUGUUGGGAUUGGCCUGGACAGACUUCACAUUAUGCCAAAGAAGUUAGAGUUAAAGCUGUCAAAGUAUAUUGAUGAUGCCUUCGCAGUUCCUGAUGCUGAAGCUCAAUUUGCUGGGAAAUCUUCCCUUGAGUUGGCAGAUGCGAGUGUUACCAUGAUUUACAAGCAGCUUGAGAAGGAAAUUGCUGCUGAUGAAAAGGAGCAUAGGAAAUAG